AUGUCUACUGCUACGACACCCCCACUGAAUGCAGCAGCUGAUGAUGGGUCCACCACAAAGUCCAUUAUAGCCAUAACACAAAUGCGCAGCACCAGUGACAAGGGAGAAAAUAUACGACAAGUCGAGAAGCUGCUGCAGGAGGCAAAGAAGCAAUGUGCCUCCUUUGUGUUCUUGCCGGAAUGUUGUGAUUUUGUGGGUGAGAAUCGUAAUCAAACACUGGAACUGGCGGAGCCGUUGACAGGUCCCACUCUCACAAAAUAUCAAAGUUUGGCCAAGGAAUAUGAUGUGUGGCUAUCGCUGGGUGGCAUCCAUGAAUCUGUUUUGGAUGAAUACGAGAGGAAAACGGAUAAAAUUUAUAAUGCCCAUGUUGUGGUCAACAACAAGGGCGAAUUGGUGAACAUCUAUCGUAAACUACAUUUGUUUGAUGUUGAAACUCCCGAAUAUACAUUUAGAGAAUCGAAGGUGGUGAAGCCAGGGCCAAGGCUAAUACCACCGGUGGAGACACCAAUCGGAAAGGUGGGUCUGCAAAUAUGUUAUGAUAUGCGUUUUGCGGAGAGUAGUUUGUUGCUGCGUAAACAAGGUGCUGAGAUUCUCACCUACCCCUCGGCCUUUUCAUAUCCCACUGGUAAGGCCCAUUGGGAGAUACUGCUAAGGGCUCGGGCAAUUGAGAAUCAAUGUUUUGUCUUGGCUCCCGCUCAAAUUGGUUAUCACAAUGAGAAGCGGCGUAGUUGGGGCCAUGCCAUGGCCGUAAAUCCAUGGGGUAAAGUGCUGGCCGAUUUGGGAGAUAAAGAUGAUCUCAAAGUGGGUAUUGUGGAAAUUGAUUUGUCAGCAAUGGAGCCCAUACGUGCCUCAAUGCCUUGCUUCAAUCAUCGAAGAGAUGAUGUGUAUAGCUUAACAGCUUAUGGUAGUGGCAGCACAGAACCUCUCGAGGAUCGCAAAUUUGCCAAGAAUAUUAUCAACAAGGAUACCAUCUUUUUUGAGAGUCCUUAUUGUUUUGCAUUUACCAAUCUCUGUUGUGUGGUAGAGGGUCAUGUUUUGGUGUCCACCAAACGUUCAGUACCCCGUCUAAAUGCCCUUAACUCCGCGGAAAUGAGUGAUCUCUUUAAUACCGUGUGCCGUGUACAGAGGAUGUUGGAAUCGAUUUAUCAUACGACAGCAGCUACUGUAACUGUGCAGGAUGGUGCCGAUGCUGGCCAGACUGUACCACAUGUACAUUUUCAUGUUAUGCCACGCCGACCAGGAGAUUUUCGCCACAACGAUCAGAUCUAUGUGAAAUUGGAGGAUCAAGUUGAAAAUAAGACGCCGCGCUCAAUGGAAGAACGCAUCGAGGAGGCCCGAAAAUACCGAAAUGUUAUGAAAUCAUUGAAGUUGUAG
This is a messenger RNA of Musca vetustissima, 1374 nucleotides long. RefSeq names its product nitrilase and fragile histidine triad fusion protein NitFhit (gene NitFhit). The transcript has a single exon. Gene Ontology annotation, molecular function: bis(5'-adenosyl)-triphosphatase activity; hydrolase activity, acting on carbon-nitrogen (but not peptide) bonds, in linear amides. The record is from RefSeq and is a predicted model, not a curated record. The coding region runs from base 1 to 1374 and encodes 457 amino acids. Gene Ontology annotation, biological process: nucleobase-containing compound metabolic process. NCBI's taxonomy places the organism in Eukaryota, Metazoa, Arthropoda, Insecta, Diptera, Muscidae.